AUGGCAGUUGCCUUUCCCUUCCGCGGGGUUCCUGCGGGGAUCCCACCUCCGGGUGUCCCUCUCCCACCACAAGUCCCAGACUACAUGACUGAGGAGAAACUGCAAGAAAAAGCGCGGAAAUGGCAGCAGUUGCAGGCGAAGCGCUACUCUGAGAAGAGAAAGUUUGGAUUUGUGGAUGCUCAGAAGGAGGACAUGCCUCCUGAACAUGUCCGGAAGAUCAUCAGGGACCAUGGUGACAUGACCAAUAGGAAGUUUCGACAUGACAAAAGGGUCUACUUAGGUGCCCUGAAGUACAUGCCGCAUGCAGUGCUGAAACUGCUGGAAAACAUGCCAAUGCCUUGGGAACAGAUCAGAGAUGUACCAGUACUUUAUCACAUCACUGGAGCCAUUUCAUUCGUAAAUGAAAUACCUUGGGUUAUCGAACCAGUCUACAUAGCCCAAUGGGGCACAAUGUGGAUCAUGAUGCGCCGAGAAAAGCGUGACCGGCGACACUUCAAGAGGAUGCGCUUUCCACCAUUUGAUGAUGAGGAGCCGCCGCUGGAUUACGCAGACAACAUCCUCGAUGUAGAACCACUGGAGGCCAUUCAAAUGGAGCUGGACACAGAGGAGGAUGGCCCUGUUGUGGAAUGGUUGUAUGAGCACCAGCCCCUCAAAGACACGACAAAGUUUGUGAAUGGUACCACUUACCGUCGAUGGCAAUUCUCACUGCCCAUGAUGUCGACAUUGUACCGUUUGGCCAACCAGCUGCUUACAGACUUGGUUGAUUACAACUACUUCUACCUGUUUGACCUCAAGGCCUUCUUCACGUCCAAGGCUUUAAACAUGGCCAUACCCGGAGGACCAAAAUUUGAGCCUCUCGUUCGGGACAUUAACCUCCAGGAUGAAGACUGGAAUGAGUUCAAUGACAUUAACAAGAUCAUCAUCAGACAACCUAUCAGGACAGAGUACAAAAUCGCCUUCCCCUACCUGUAUAACAACUUGCCGCACCACGUCCACCUCACCUGGUACCAUACGCCAAAUGUGGUGUUCAUUAAGACGGAAGACCCAGACCUGCCUGCAUUUUACUUUGAUCCACUCAUCAACCCUAUUUCACACAGGCAUUCAGUCAAGAGUCAAGAGCCUCUUCCAGACGAUGACGAGGAGUUUGAGCUUCCUGAGUUUGUGGAGCCCUUCCUCAAGGAAACUCCUCUCUACACCGAUAACACAGCCAAUGGCAUCGCUCUGCUGUGGGCGCCAAGACCUUUCAACUUGCGUUCAGGUCGUACCAGGAGAGCAAUCGAUAUCCCUCUCAUUAAGAACUGGUAUCGUGAGCACUGCCCAGCAGGACAACCGGUAAAAGUGCGUGUGUCCUACCAGAAACUGCUGAAGUACUACGUGCUCAAUGCUCUCAAACACAGACCGCCCAAGGCCCAGAAAAAGAGGUAUCUCUUCCGUUCCUUCAAGGCCACCAAGUUCUUUCAGUCCACCAAGCUUGACUGGGUGGAGGUUGGCCUGCAGGUCUGCCGGCAGGGUUACAACAUGCUCAAUCUGCUUAUCCACCGAAAGAACCUAAACUAUCUGCAUUUGGACUACAACUUCAACUUGAAGCCUGUCAAGACACUGACCACAAAGGAGCGUAAAAAGUCAAGAUUUGGCAAUGCUUUCCAUCUCUGUCGAGAGGUGUUGCGACUGAGCAAGCUGGUGGUGGACAGCCAUGUUCAGUACAGACUGGGAAAUGUGGAUGCCUUCCAGUUGGCUGAUGGGCUGCAGUACAUCUUUGCCCAUGUGGGGCAGCUGACCGGCAUGUACCGCUACAAGUACAAGUUGAUGAGACAAAUCCGGAUGUGCAAAGAUCUGAAACAUCUCAUUUACUACCGCUUCAAUACAGGUCCUGUUGGCAAGGGACCAGGUUGUGGUUUCUGGGCACCUGGAUGGAGGGUGUGGCUUUUCUUCAUGAGGGGCAUAACACCACUGUUAGAGAGGUGGCUUGGAAAUCUUCUGGCCAGGCAAUUUGAAGGAAGACACUCCAAGGGUGUGGCCAAGACCGUGACCAAACAGCGUGUGGAGUCGCACUUCGACCUGGAAUUGCGUGCUGCUGUGAUGCACGACAUCUUGGACAUGAUGCCCGAAGGCAUCAAACAGAACAAAGCCAGGACCAUCCUGCAGCACCUCAGUGAGUCUUGGAGGUGCUGGAAGGCAAACAUCCCAUGGAAGGUACCUGGUUUGCCAACACCCAUUGAGAACAUGAUCCUGCGCUACGUCAAGGCCAAAGCUGACUGGUGGACCAACACAGCCCACUACAACCGUGAGCGAAUCCGCCGUGGGGCCACUGUGGACAAGACGGUCUGCAAAAAGAACCUGGGAAGACUAACCCGCUUGUACUUGAAGGCUGAGCAGGAGAGACAGCACAACUACUUGAAGGAUGGUCCCUAUAUCACAGCUGAGGAAGCUGUUGCCAUUUACACCACAACUGUUCACUGGCUGGAAAGUCGCCGUUUCUCACCCAUCCCCUUUCCUCCACUGUCAUACAAACAUGACACCAAGCUGCUCAUCUUGGCCCUAGAAAGGCUGAAAGAGGCUUACAGUGUGAAAUCCCGCUUGAAUCAGUCUCAGAGGGAAGAGCUCGGGCUGAUUGAGCAGGCUUAUGACAACCCUCACGAGGCCUUGUCCAGGAUCAAGCGACACUUGCUCACACAGCGAGCCUUUAAGGAGGUGGGUAUUGAGUUCAUGGACCUGUACAGCCACCUGGUGCCAGUGUAUGAUGUAGAGCCACUGGAGAAAAUCACAGACGCCUACCUUGAUCAAUAUCUAUGGUACGAAGCAGACAAGAGGCGGCUCUUCCCACCCUGGAUCAAACCAGCUGACACUGAACCACCUCCCCUGCUCGUCUACAAGUGGUGCCAAGGCAUUAACAACUUGCAGGAUGUUUGGGAAACUGCAGAAGGAGAGUGCAAUGUGAUGCUAGAGUCACGCUAUGAAAAGAUGUACGAGAAGAUCGACUUGACGUUGCUCAACAGGCUGCUACGUCUUAUUGUUGACCACAACAUCGCUGAUUAUAUGACAGCCAAGAACAAUGUUGUCAUCAACUACAAGGACAUGAACCACACAAACUCUUACGGCAUCAUCCGGGGACUCCAGUUUGCCUCGUUCAUUGUGCAGUACUACGGCCUGGUAAUGGAUCUGCUGGUGCUGGGCUUGCACCGUGCCAGCGAGAUGGCAGGUCCGCCCCAAAUGCCCAACGAUUUCCUCAGUUUCCAAGAUACAGCAACAGAAAGCGCCCACCCAAUCAGGCUGUACUGCCGCUACAUUGACCGCAUUCACAUCUUCUUCAGGUUUUCUGCCGACGAGGCAAGAGACCUCAUUCAGAGGUACCUGACAGAACACCCUGACCCCAACAAUGAGAACAUUGUGGGUUACAACAAUAAAAAGUGCUGGCCACGUGAUGCUCGCAUGAGAUUGAUGAAGCAUGAUGUCAAUCUUGGGCGUGCAGUCUUUUGGGACAUCAAGAACCGGCUGCCAAGGUCAGUGACCACGGUCCAGUGGGAGAACAGCUUUGUGUCAGUAUACAGCAAAGACAACCCCAACUUGCUCUUCAACAUGUGUGGCUUUGAGUGCCGCAUCUUGCCUAAAUGUCGAACAAGCUAUGAGGAGUUCACCCAUAAGGACGGUGUCUGGAAUUUGCAGAAUGAGGUAACCAAAGAGAGGACCGCUCAGUGUUUCCUGCGUGUGGAUGAUGAAUCAAUGCAGCGCUUCCAUAACAGAGUGCGCCAGAUCUUGAUGGCCUCUGGCUCAACCACAUUCACAAAGAUUGUGAACAAAUGGAACACGGCUCUUAUUGGCCUCAUGACCUACUUCCGUGAAGCAGUAGUAAACACACAGGAGCUGCUGGAUCUGCUGGUCAAGUGUGAGAACAAGAUUCAGACCCGUAUCAAGAUCGGGCUGAACUCUAAAAUGCCGAGCCGUUUCCCACCUGUUGUUUUCUACACUCCCAAAGAGUUGGGCGGCCUGGGCAUGUUGUCCAUGGGCCACGUGCUCAUACCCCAGUCUGAUCUGCGUUGGUCCAAGCAGACAGAUGUGGGGAUCACCCACUUCAGGUCUGGAAUGAGUCAUGAAGAGGACCAGCUCAUUCCAAAUUUGUACCGUUACAUUCAGCCAUGGGAAAGUGAGUUCAUCGACUCCCAGAGGGUGUGGGCUGAGUAUGCCCUCAAAAGGCAGGAGGCCAUUGCACAGAACAGGCGACUGACCUUGGAGGAUUUAGAGGACUCGUGGGACAGAGGAAUCCCGCGUAUCAACACUCUUUUCCAAAAGGACAGACACACACUGGCCUAUGACAAAGGCUGGCGAGUCCGGACAGAUUUUAAACAAUACCAGGUGUUAAAGCAGAAUCCGUUUUGGUGGACCCACCAGAGGCAUGAUGGUAAACUGUGGAAUCUCAACAACUACCGCACAGACAUGAUCCAGGCCUUAGGUGGUGUGGAGGGCAUCCUGGAACACACGCUCUUCAAAGGCACUUACUUCCCCACAUGGGAGGGUCUCUUCUGGGAGAAGGCCAGUGGGUUCGAAGAGUCCAUGAAGUGGAAGAAACUGACAAAUGCUCAGAGAUCUGGUCUCAACCAAAUCCCCAACCGUCGCUUCACUCUUUGGUGGUCGCCCACCAUCAACAGAGCCAAUGUAUAUGUGGGUUUCCAGGUGCAGCUUGACCUGACCGGAAUCUUCAUGCAUGGAAAGAUUCCCACCCUGAAGAUCUCCCUCAUUCAGAUCUUCAGAGCUCACUUGUGGCAGAAGAUCCAUGAGAGCAUUGUCAUGGAUCUAUGUCAGGUGUUUGACCAGGAGCUCGAUGCUCUUGAGAUCGAGACUGUGCAGAAGGAGACUAUCCACCCCAGGAAGUCGUACAAGAUGAACUCAUCCUGUGCUGACAUUCUCCUUUUUGCAUCCUACAAGUGGAAUGUAUCUCGACCGUCUCUGCUUGCAGACUCAAAGGAUGUUAUGGACAGCACCACCACACAGAAGUACUGGAUUGACAUUCAACUGCGCUGGGGUGACUACGACUCGCAUGACAUUGAGCGCUAUGCCAGGGCUAAGUUCUUGGACUACACCACGGACAACAUGAGUAUCUACCCUUCCCCUACUGGGGUGCUCAUUGCCAUCGACUUGGCAUACAACCUCCACAGUGGCUACGGAAACUGGUUCCCGGGCAGCAAGCCUUUGAUCCAACAGGCCAUGGCCAAGAUUAUGAAGGCCAAUCCUGCCCUGUAUGUGCUCAGGGAGCGCAUCCGCAAGGGUCUCCAGCUGUACUCCUCCGAACCCACUGAGCCUUACCUGUCCUCUCAGAACUACGGGGAGCUCUUCUCGAACCAAAUCAUUUGGUUUGUGGAUGACACCAACGUCUACAGAGUCACCAUCCACAAGACCUUUGAGGGCAACUUGACCACCAAACCCAUCAAUGGAGCCAUUUUCAUCUUCAACCCCAGGACUGGACAGCUCUUCCUCAAGAUCAUUCACACAUCCGUGUGGGCUGGACAGAAACGUCUGGGCCAGCUUGCUAAAUGGAAGACAGCUGAAGAAGUUGCUGCCUUGAUCCGCUCUCUCCCUGUGGAGGAGCAACCGAAGCAGAUCAUUGUGACCAGGAAAGGUAUGCUGGACCCUCUUGAGGUCCACUUGCUUGACUUCCCCAACAUUGUGAUCAAGGGCUCUGAGUUGCAGCUGCCCUUCCAGGCAUGUUUGAAGGUGGAGAAGUUUGGAGACCUGAUCCUCAAAGCUACCGAGCCCCAGAUGGUCUUGUUCAACCUCUACGACGACUGGCUUAAGACCAUUUCGUCCUACACAGCCUUUUCUCGACUCAUCCUGAUCCUAAGAGCACUCCACGUCAACAAUGACCGUGCCAAAGUGAUCCUCAAACCCGAUAAGACCACCAUCACUGAGCCUCAUCACAUUUGGCCCACUCUCACAGAUGAGGAAUGGAUCAAGGUGGAAGUGCAACUAAAAGAUCUCAUUCUGGCUGACUACGGCAAAAAGAACAAUGUGAACGUGGCAUCAUUGACCCAAUCUGAGAUCCGUGACAUCAUCCUGGGUAUGGAGAUCUCUGCUCCCUCGCAGCAACGGCAGCAGAUUGCCGAGAUUGAGAAGCAGACCAAAGAGCAAUCGCAGCUCACUGCCACACAGACACGCACUGUUAACAAACACGGCGAUGAGAUCAUCACUUCCACCACAUCCAACUACGAGACGCAGACCUUCUCCUCCAAGACGGAAUGGAGGGUCAGAGCUAUCUCCGCUGCCAACCUCCAUCUUCGCACCAACCACAUUUACGUGUCCUCUGAUGACAUCAAGGAGACAGGAUACACCUACAUCCUGCCCAAGAAUGUUCUCAAGAAGUUCAUCUGUAUUUCAGAUUUGCGUGCACAGAUCGCAGGCUACCUGUACGGCACCAGCCCACCUGACAACCCUCAGGUAAAGGAGAUCCGCUGUAUCGUCAUGGUGCCUCAGUGGGGGACCCACCAGACUGUCCAUCUCCCCAACCAGCUGCCAGGACACGAAUAUCUUAAAGAAAUGGAACCCCUUGGUUGGAUCCACACACAGCCUAAUGAGUCACCACAGCUGUCCCCCCAGGAUGUCACUACCCACGCCAAAGUCAUGGCCGACAAUCCCUCUUGGGAUGGAGAAAAGACCAUCAUCAUCACGUGCAGCUUCACGCCAGGCUCAUGCACGCUGACGGCCUACAAAUUGACGCCCAGCGGCUACGAGUGGGGCCGGCAGAACACGGACAAGGGCAACAACCCAAAAGGUUACCUGCCAUCCCACUAUGAGAGGGUCCAGAUGCUGCUCUCUGACCGCUUCCUGGGCUUCUUUAUGGUACCAGGUCAAGUUUCCUGGAAUUACAAUUUCAUGGGUGUACGUCACGACCCUAACAUGAAGUACGACCUGCAGCUGGCCAACCCCAAAGAGUUCUACCACGAAGUCCAUCGGCCAUCGCACUUCCUGAACUUUGCCUCGUUACAGGAGGGUGAAAUCUACAACGCCGAUCGUGAGGAUAUGUAUGGUUGAACGGAAAGACUCAUUCUUAUGGGUGGCCCUGUCAGAAUCACUCUUGUAAAAAAAUUCUCCUCCACACAUGUAACUGUUUGGACAUUUUAAUGUUAAAAUUAGAUGGACACUUUUGGUAUUCCUCCCAUAUUUCCUUCAGUUUGUUUCCACAGUGCCCUCUAGUCAAUACGCGCCUUUUUAUUUUUUUUGGUUAUAUGUACACAGGACUAUAGUGUAGUGUAAUAUUCUCAUAAUUGUUUCAAAGGCAGAAGUACUCGUUCCUGACAUUUGAGAAGUAAAAUGUUGAUUUCCCAUGACAGUUAAUUCCCAAAUGUUAUUCUGUGACAUUGUUGCUUGGAUUUAAAUAAAGAUGUUUUUUUUUUAUACA
Molecule: messenger RNA, 7387 nt
Organism: Hippocampus comes (tiger tail seahorse)
Lineage: Eukaryota; Metazoa; Chordata; Actinopteri; Syngnathiformes; Syngnathidae
Gene: prpf8
Product: pre-mRNA processing factor 8
Exons: 42
Coding region: 1-7020 (2339 amino acids)
Biological process (GO): mRNA splicing, via spliceosome; spliceosomal tri-snRNP complex assembly
Cellular component (GO): catalytic step 2 spliceosome; U5 snRNP
Molecular function (GO): U5 snRNA binding; U6 snRNA binding; U1 snRNA binding
Source: RefSeq, a predicted model, not a curated record